Molecule: messenger RNA, 1792 nt
Organism: Galeopterus variegatus (Sunda flying lemur)
Lineage: Eukaryota; Metazoa; Chordata; Mammalia; Dermoptera; Cynocephalidae
Gene: DOK2
Product: docking protein 2, 56kDa
Exons: 5
Coding region: 60-1298 (412 amino acids)
Biological process (GO): cell surface receptor protein tyrosine kinase signaling pathway; positive regulation of MAPK cascade
Cellular component (GO): cytoplasm
Source: RefSeq, a predicted model, not a curated record
GAAAAAGGGCAGGAGUGGAAGGGGAGAGCCGCAGCCCAGGAGCCCGAGAUGGUCGGAGGAUGGAAGAAGUGUCUGUGAAGCAGGGCUUCCUGUAUCUUCAGCAGCAGCAGACUUUUGGAAAGAAAUGGCGCCGGUUUGGGGCCAUGCUGUAUGCAGGGUCGGGCUGCACCUUGGCCCGGCUGGAGCUCCAGGAGGGCCUGGAGAAGCCACGGCGGGGAGAGGCUGCCCGGAGGAUCAUCCGCCUCAGUAACUGCCUGCGUGUGGCUGAGGCCAGCACAGAGGCCAGCAGCCCCCGGGACACCAGCGCCUUCUUCCUGGAGACCAAGGAGCGCCUCUACCUGCUGGCGGCCUCCACUGCAGAGCGUGGGGACUGGAUGCAGGCCAUCUGCCUCCUGGCCUUCCCCGGGCAGAGGAAAGAGCUCUCGGGGCUGGCAGGGAAGAGCAGCCAGCCCUGCAUGGAGGAAAACAAGCUAUACAGCAGAGUGGCUGCAGUGGUCCCCUGCAAGGAAUUUACUGUGAUUAUAAGACCCACAGAAGCCAGUGAGAGGUGCCAGCUCCGAGGAUCCUAUAUCCUCCGCGCUGGGGAGAGUACCCUGGAGCUGUGGGGUGGGCAUGAGCCAGGCACCCAGCUAUACAACUGGCCCUACAGAUUCCUCCGGCGCUUUGGGCGGGACAAGGUGACCUUUUCGUUCGAGGCAGGCCGGCGCUGUGUUUCUGGAGAGGGCAGCUUUGAAUUCGAAACCUGGCAGGGCAACGAGAUCUUCUUGGCCCUGGAAGAGGCUAUCUCUGCCCAGAAGAAUGCUGCCCCUCCUGGGCUCCAGCCCCAGCCAGCCACAGCCCCUGUGGUGCUGCCCCGGCCGGAGAGCCCCUACUCCCGGCCCCAUGACUCACUGCCACCACCUUCACCCACCACAAUGGCGCCCACCCCGCGCCCUCGGGGUCUAGAGGGGGACUACGCGGUGCCAUUUGAUGCAGUGGCCCGCUCCUUGGAGAAGAGCUUCAGAGGCAUCCUGGCAGUCCCUCCCCAGCUCCCGUCUGACCCUCUGUAUGACAGCAUCCAGGAGCCCCUGCCCCCUCGGCCUGACCAUAUAUAUGAUGAGCCUGAGGGGGUGGCUUCCCUCUCCCUGUAUGAAAGCCCACAGGAGCCCCAGCAUGAGGCGUGGAGAAGGCAGGCCACAGCUGACGGGGACCCCAGCAGCCUCCAGCAUGUCCACCCAGCUGGGCAGGACUUCUCUGCCUCUGGCUGGCCGCAGGGAACCGAGUACGACAAUGUCAUACUUAAGAAAGGCCCCAAGUGACAGGAGAUGCAGGCUAUGUUGAAGUGCACACCAGGGAGGGGUUAGAGGCUGGGGCAGAGGGGGUAGGGAGCAGGCUCGCCUUACCUUCGAGCUUCUGCGGGUGACUACUCUUGGCCACUGCAUCUAAAGAACCUCCCUCCGCUCCUUCCGGAGCCCCGGGCUUCGCCUGCCUUAGACUGGUCUAGGGCUCAUCCCUGCCAGGGCCUGCUGGGUGAGUCACUGUCCCAAAGCAGGAAGAACCCUGGGGAGACCCACCCUCCUCCUACUCUUUUUCUACUUCCUCCUCUUUCUUCCCUGGGCCUAGAGGGAACCUGGGGCAUUUAGGACAGAGGACAAAGGAUGUCAGAAAAUUGCCCAGGACCCUAGGCUAGUGCAGGCCUCCUGCCUGCUGAUGUCCCCUCCAGGGGACAGCCCUGGUUCCAGGCACCCAGGACGACUGCUGCUUUCCACAGGUUUUGGAUUUCUCUGUGGCAUUAAAACAUUUCUGAAAUAUU